Molecule: messenger RNA, 1431 nt
Organism: Fusarium vanettenii 77-13-4
Lineage: Eukaryota; Fungi; Ascomycota; Sordariomycetes; Hypocreales; Nectriaceae
Exons: 4
Biological process (GO): DNA replication-dependent chromatin assembly; CENP-A containing chromatin assembly
Cellular component (GO): nucleoplasm
Molecular function (GO): histone binding
Source: RefSeq, a predicted model, not a curated record
UCCGCCACCAUAACUCCUGCUGUUGGCACUCCCAAUGUCGAUACACCCAACACCGACUUCCUUAUCGCAAACGACCAAGACCCCAACUCCAAGAAGGUCACCCUCGCCGACCUGUGCGCAAAGGGAACUGCCCUGUAUGCCCACAGAAACUAUGAGGAGGCUGCCGAAGUCUUCUCCAGGGCCAGCAUCCUGCAGGCCGAGCUCAAUGGCGAGACUGCUCCCGAGAACGCUGAAAUCCUCUUCCAUUAUGGUCGCAGCUUGUUCAAGGUCGGACAGAGCAAGAGUGAUGUUCUUGGAGGGCCCGCCGCGGCCGAAAAGCGAAAGGGGGCCGGAAGCAAAGCCAAGAAGCCCGCACAGACCGAGGCCCAGAAGGUGACGCAAGAAGGCAUUGGCAUCAUCGCGGAGCAGAAGGACGAGGCGAAGAAGGAUGAAUCUUCCAAGGUCGAUGCUGAUGCGAAGAAGCCUCUGUUCCAGUUUACUGGCGACGAGAAUUUUGAUGACUCUGAUGAAGAAGAGGUACGUAGUCCACCCUAUAGCUGGAAAAGCGAAGAGGAGGAGGAGGAGGAUGACGACCUGGCCACUGCCUUUGAGAUUCUUGACCUUGCUCGAGUGUGCUAUCUAAAGAGACUGGAAAACCCAGACACUGAAGAGACUGAGACUGGCAAGGGCAAGGAGGUUGCAGAGGGCGACUCACCUACCGUGCGGCACGUCAAGGAGCGUCUUGCUGACACUCAUGAUGCCCUCUCUGAGAUUUCUCUCGAGAAUGGACGCUACCCGAAUGCCAUCGAGGACGGCCGAACUUCCCUCAAGUACAAGUUGGAACUCUAUCCCGAGGAAUCUGAGAUCAUCGCCGAGGCUCACUUCAAGCUCUCCCUGGCUCUGGAGUUUGCUUCCGUGACCGUCGCCGAUGACGACGGCACCGGCGCCAAGCGCGAGGAGAUGGACCAAGGCAUGCGUGAUGAGGCUGUCAAGGAGAUGGAGCUGGCCAUUAAGAGCUCUAAGCUUAAGCUUCAGAACAAGGAGGUUGAGCUUGCUACCAUGGCCUCUCCCGAGGACAACGAGCUGGCGCGGAAAUCCAUUCAGGAAAUGAAGGAAGUGAUUGGCGACAUGGAGCAGCGACUCGUCGACCUCCGAAAUGAUCCCAUCGACGCCGCGGGCUUGCUGGGUGCUGAUGCUACUCCCCUUGGUGGCAUCCUUGGUGCUGCUCUUGGCGAGUCUGCUGCCGAGACCAAGGCUCGUGUCGAGGAGGCCAAGAAGACUGCCACCGAUCUCAGUGGCCUCGUCCGCAAGAAGAACAAGGAGGCUCCCGCCCCGGCUGAUGCUCCAGCUGCUGCCCCAGCGCCCGCUGCUGCGCCUGAAGCUGAGUCUAACGGCAAGCGAAAGGCCGAAGAGCCCGCCGAGGAGUCCGAGGCCAAGAAGGCCAAGGUGGAA